This is a messenger RNA of Oenanthe melanoleuca, 3447 nucleotides long. RefSeq names its product HEN methyltransferase 1 (gene HENMT1). The transcript has 7 exons. The record is from RefSeq and is a predicted model, not a curated record. Gene Ontology annotation, cellular component: nucleus; cytoplasm. NCBI's taxonomy places the organism in Eukaryota, Metazoa, Chordata, Aves, Passeriformes, Muscicapidae. Gene Ontology annotation, biological process: siRNA processing; RNA methylation; piRNA processing. The coding region runs from base 177 to 1295 and encodes 372 amino acids. Gene Ontology annotation, molecular function: RNA methyltransferase activity; O-methyltransferase activity.
AAUUCCACUGAGGGAGGCUGGCACGGAUCUGUAGAGCAAGUGGGCCCCGGACGGUCGGAGGUGCCUUGGCGAACAUUCCCCCGCACCGAGGGCUGUCCAUUGUAGCUCCUGCACCGGCCGCUCCCCGUGGGGGCGGAUGCUUGUGCCAGGCGGGAGAGAAGCGUUGCCAGAAUACUAUGGACAAGAACUUUCAAGAAGAGUUUACCCAAAUUGUUAAAUUUGAACCUCCUUUGUACAAACAACGCUACCAGUUCGUUAAAGAUUUAGUGGAGAAAUACAAACCUAAGAAGGUGGCAGAUUUAGGAUGUGCUGAUUGCACCCUUCUCUGGAUGCUGAAAUUCUGCAGUUGCAUUGAAGUGUUAGCUGGGCUAGAUAUCUGUGCAAAUAAAAUGCAAGAGAAAAUGCAUACAUUGUCUCCUCUUCCUGUUGAUUAUUUGCAACCAUCUGAAAGAUCCCUAACUGUUACCUUGCAUCAUGGUUCAGUUGCUCAUAAAGAUCCUUGCAUGCUUGGUUUUGACUUGGUGACAUGUAUUGAACUAAUAGAACACCUGGAAGAAUCAGAGCUGAAGAAGUUUCCUGAAGUAGUGUUCGGUUUCAUGGCUCCAAGCAUAGUUGUGAUCAGCACUCCAAAUUCUGAAUUUAACACUUUGCUUCCAGGAGUGAAAUUAUACAGGCAUCCAGACCACAAAUUCGAGUGGAGCCAAGCACAGUUUCAACGCUGGGCUCUAGAGACUGCUAGAUGCUAUGAUUACUCAGUGGAAUUUAGUGGUGUUGGGCACCCACCAACAGGAAUGGAGAAGAUUGGGUUUUGUACCCAAAUAGGUGUGUUUCUUAGAAAAUAUCCUCAAACUGGUGAAUCUGUUCAGUCUGAGAAACCCACUGAAGCAGUUUACAAAACAGUCUUCAAGGCAGUGUACCCAAGUCUUAAAGAUGAGAAGUACUUGCAGAAUGCAGUAAUCAGAGAAGUUAUUUUCACAGCUGAAAUCAUUAAGCACCGUUUUAUGUCAAAACGUGAGGAGUACAGUGAUGAUCCUGAGAGAAAACCCAAAUCCCAACCACCAGUGGACUGUUUUUCUGACUAUCUUGGAAAACUGGUUAUUGAAAAAAACAUGGAACCGUUUGUCAGUGGAAAUGAGGUUUACAUACCUCUUACAACAAUCUUUUCUUGUCCCAAAGUGAAAAGACUUUGUGGUACCUUUGAAAAGUUAUGCAAGCUUAUUGCUGGCAAGGUCACACUGAGCAGUGAUGGUUCUGCUGUGAUGUUCAAUAUUGAACAUGAAAAUGAAGAGGAUUAGAUCACAGAUUUCUAACACAAAGUUCAGUUGAAAUAAUUAAAGUGGUUUUUUUUAGAAGCUGUCAAAUGGUAUGUUCUCUAUGCUAACACAGAAUCUUUUCUAACCUUCCAUCAGUGGUAUUUAUCUGUCAGCACCUCUCAUUGAUUCAAGGUGAGUGCUUCUGACAAAUGUAACAGUAACUCAUAGGGGUUUCAAGUAGAGUAUCAGGGGCUAAAAGAAAAUAAUUAGUUCCCAAGAAGAAAAUUAGGUGUUUGUUUGCUUCUAUUGCUUUAUUAUAGCUUUCAUUUCUAGGUUAUUUCUGGUACUCUUUUGUUAGCUUCAAGGAUAGUUUUACCAUCUACUGUGUUGUGCUAAAUAAUGUGAGUCAGACAUAAGUUUAGGGCAAGUUUUUUCUCAAUUUCUAUAAAAUUUGUAGAUGUCUUUUUUAAGAUGACUACAUACUCAGCCUCAAUGAAAACCAAAUGUUGUUCCAACUGAAUUGAAAUAUGAAACUGGCAUCUUUGUUCUGUUCUUGAAAAAAAAUUUAAAAAAUUAAAGAACUGCAGUAAUUGUGAAUGCUAGCCUGCGCCUGGUGUACCUGAAAACUUUUUGUGUUUUUACGUGCAGGUGUUGUUCAAAACUAUAAAAUCCAAAUAGAGUAGAUGGAAAAAAUUUAACAAGAACAAAAGCCCACAACACAACCAAAAAUCCCAUCCAACAUCAAGAAAAGAGUGCAGUAUCCUGAAUAUAAGGGAAAUUAUGUGGUUAUCUAUUGUUUGGUUAUGGUCAGAAUAGUUGAACAGUACUUCUGAUCAGUGAUCUGAAUUAAAAAUUUUCCUUCUAGGUUAGAAGAAUCGUAUUUAAAUGACACAUUUUCCUGAUAAUACAGAUGUCACUUUGUGAUAACACAGAAGCAGAAAAAAGCAAAGCAUUUUAAAAAGCAGUCCUUAACUGGAAGAAAAGCUGAAAUGGACUCAAACUUCCAGUUAAGUUUGUAAUUUUUUGCAUUAAAAAAGAAGAGUCAAUUGUUUAGGAACAUCUUCCAAGCUGAAGAUGUGAGUUUAUUGAAUGUCUGAGAGAUUUGUAUUUAAAUACAGUUUAAAAAACACAUAAUCCACCAGUACAUCCCAAACAGUUUACAACACGGAAGUCUCUAGUAUUCAUAUAACAUACUUUACAGAAACGAAAAUACAGCACCUAAAUGUGAAGGUUAUGUUCCACUUACAUAAUGCACAAUUAGAUUAUCACUUUAUGAAGAGCUGUAAGUCAAGAAAGAAGAAUAAAUUACUAAGGUACAGUUCUAUGAAAAGCUGGAUUUCUGUGUCAACUUUCCUGUUAUUUAAAAGAUCUGCUAAGGCAAGAAAAUACUAUUACUAGUAAACAAAUUAUCUAAUCUAGGACCACUAGCUGUUGUUUAACAUAAAAUGCAAUGGGCCAUGGAAAUUCCCUUGAGAAUUACAUAAGUAGCUGUACAGUGUUUUUUAAAAAUCUCUUUUCCUUAAACUACAUGUAGUUUUCCUAGUAAAUGUAAGUAAAACUACCAUUUGACUACUACUAGUUUUAAUAGAUUUGUCAACUAGUAUAGCAGCGUCAAAGAGUACUGAAAGCAAAGAAUGUAUUCAAAUUUCUGGCAUCUUUGGCUUGCAAUGGGAUUUUUUUGUAUGAAUUAGUUAUAUAACAGGAAAGGAGACUACAAUAUUCUGAGAGAGAGUUGUAUACCAGCAGUUGAGUAGUUUCUGUUUAAAAUUCCUGUGGAGAACAGAAACUGAUAAUACCACACUUCUUUUAAGAGCAGCUAAAAUAGAAUCUUUGUAUUAAUUCUUUUAGCUAAUUUGUUCACUCUAAAGCUAUUAUAAUUAACAGUAGAAAUAAAAGUAUGCAAGUACCAAAACUGAGAAAUCGCUCAUAUUCAUCAUAUUCAAUAAAAGCAUUCUAACUUUGAAAGCUGAAAUUUUCUUAAAAUAGAAGUAAAAAUUUAAUAAUUAUACUAUGGAUUUCUGGGGGGAAAAAAGUCUGCUUUUCCUAAUUUAACCUAUUAAAUAUGGCCCACUUUUACAUCAAUUAAAAAGAUGUCAAACAUGACUGAGCAAAAUUUGAAGCAUUCUGAGCUUUCAAAAGUGGCCACACUAAUAUUUAUUCCAGGCCUUAACUGAUAAACAGUAUCACUAAAUGU